Messenger RNA from Hyalella azteca, 1951 nucleotides. RefSeq lists its product as uncharacterized. Lineage: Eukaryota; Metazoa; Arthropoda; Malacostraca; Amphipoda; Hyalellidae. The transcript is spliced from 4 exons. The coding region runs from base 101 to 631 and encodes 176 amino acids. The record is from RefSeq and is a predicted model, not a curated record.
AUACUCUUCCUGCUUGGUUUAAGUUGGUUAUUGCUGGAUAUCUUACUGCUUCUAGUGUGUCUCAGGAAACCUCAUACUUAUAUACCCGCACAUUAAUCUCAUGGCAUACAGUAUAAAAGAGUGCAGAGUUGUUCUGCACCAGCUCUCAGAUGCUGCAGUCAAGAGUGGCUGGUGCCCUGAGCAGAGCCUCAUUCAAGCAGCGACUGACGUGUGCAAACUCGAGCCUGAAGCAAUGGAGGGCAGCAGCUCAUCCCUACCCUCCAUCAUGACAGUUUACAUCAAAGAGGAGCCUGAAGAUGAGGGAGAGGACAUAACUGUGAAGGAUGAACCACUUUGCAGUGAAGAAUAUGAGCAAACUCCACUUCCCUCAUCUUGCAAGCCAUGCAAGAAAGAGGUUCAAGUUGAGGCUCACGAGGCCUGCACCAGCGCCUCACAGUACACUGCUGCAGUGCCUCAUAAGCAGGAUGUCUUGCCUUGCAAUGCCCAGAGCAACAUUGGACAGGAUGAGUGGAUGGCAGUUUCUCCUGAAAACAUUGAAAAAGAUAUUUCUGUUGCUGAGAAAAAUAUUUCUCCAGUGUCCAAUCAAGCAGCUUUAGUCCAGGAAGUUCUCUUUGAUCAGCCUGUGGCCUAGUUCAAGUCUUUUGAGUCAAACUUGUCCAACAAAGACAAUGGAAGAUUAGCAGAGUUAUUGCAUGAAGUUUCCUCAUCAACUGAUUCAUCCCAUUCUAAAGUUCCUUUUAAUGACCUCCAGUUAAACAAAAAUGAUUUUGGAUCUAAAUUUAAAUGCACGUUAUGCAACUAUGUAACAGCUAAAAAACAAAAUCUCCAUAGUCACUUGUUUGCAAAACAUGGUUUGGGGGAAGGAUUCAAAUGUAAGUUGUGUGAUUAUGCUGCUGGUAGUAAAGUUCAUCUCAGCAAGCACGUUUUUUCGAAGCAUGGUUUGGGAGGCUUAAAAUGCAAGCUCUGUGAUUAUUCUGUAUGUGAUAAAUCUCGUUUAAAUGAGCACAUGUUUUCUAAGCAUGGCAUGGGUAAAGGAUUUCAAUGCAGGUGGUGUGAUUAUGUCAACUGCAGAAAAGAUCGCCUUGAUAGCCACAUGUUUUCUAAACAUGGUUUAGGGAAGGGAUUCCCAUGUGAGUUUUGUGAUUAUGUCACUGGUAAGAAAUGGUCUCUAACAAAGCACCUGAAAUCCAAACAUGUUCUGGAUUAUGAAAAAACUAUUAGUACAAGUAGUGCUACUAUGUCUGCUGACAACCCAACCUAAGCUUUGUUGAGGGGGUUUGGUUGAAUUCUGUUUGUGUGUAUAGGUUGCAGCUGGUAAAUAUCAGAUAAAAUGUGUACUGAUUUAUAGCAGUUGUUUGGUUAAAGUAUUCCAUAUUGAGUUUUCAUGCCACAAUCAAAAUUUGAAUGAGACUUGCAAACUAUGCACCUUCCAUGUCAAGAAAUCAAGGUCUUGAUGCUCUGUAAUCUGGUCGGCCUUCUCAUUUUGUGCCAGAAUUUUUAAUUUUAAAUAGAAUCUUAUUUAGAUGAGAUAAUGUGAGUGAAGCAGAUCAAUUAUUCUGCUCUUAUAAUCGGUACGUAGUUCAAUACAUUGAAAUUUUCAAGAUUAUUGGAAUCAAGUACUUAGUCUUUUCAUUACUCAGUUGGGGGAAGGGCCUUUCCAAUAAUAAACUUCUUAGUGGCAACAAUAGUAGCGUCCACUUGUAGGCUACUUAUUUAAAGUUGCUAGAUUGAAAUAACAUUUACCAGGUUGAAUUUAGUUGAGGUUUGUGAUAAUGAUUUCUCAAUGUGAAUUUUAGGAUUACAUAUUUAACUUUGAAUUUAAGUUACCCAAUCUUCAGCUAGAGAUAACACCUACUCCUGGAGUUGGAAGAUAAUAUGUCUAAGAUAUUGUACUGAUGAUAAAAUACAUGAGAUUUCAUCUCAUAAUAAUAUGCAUUCAAAAAUUACUUUU